This is a messenger RNA of Salvia splendens (bonfire salvia), 647 nucleotides long. RefSeq lists its product as uncharacterized. The coding region runs from base 1 to 606 and encodes 201 amino acids. NCBI's taxonomy places the organism in Eukaryota, Viridiplantae, Streptophyta, Magnoliopsida, Lamiales, Lamiaceae. The transcript has 2 exons. The record is from RefSeq and is a predicted model, not a curated record.
AUGUGCCCCAAUAAGGAAUGGUUCUGGGAUAUGAAGGAAUGUGAGGGUUCUGUUCCACUGGGCAACAACAACACUUGCAAGAUCAGAGGAGUUGGUAAUGUUAAGCUCAGGCUGAAUGAUGGCUCUGUCAAGGUAUUAUCUGAGGUGAGGUUUAUACCAGAGGUCAAGAGGAACCUAAUCUCUCUAGGAACUCUUGAAAGAAGAGGUUAUCUGUUCAUUUCAGAGAAAGGAGAGAUGAAGAUCUGCAAAAACUCGCAGGUCAAAAUGAUGGCUAGAAGAAAGGGCAGCCUGUACUAUCCGCAGGCUGAAAUGCUCACUGGAGAAUCUCAUGCUAGCAUCAAAUCUGAUCUCAGGUGCUGGCAUCUCAGAUUAGGUCAUCCUGCUAAAGGAACUUUGAAAGCAUUGAUCCAGAAGGGAGCUAUUGAUAGUAGUUCAGAAGAUAAGCUUGGACCAUGUGAAGAUUGCUUGCUUGGAAAAGCCAAGAAACUCGGUUUUCCAGCAGGUAAACAUACAUCAACUUCACCUCUUGACUAUGCACACUCGGAUCUAUGGGGGCUGCACCUGUUAAAAGCCUGGGUGGAGGAAAAUAUUACAUGUCUAUUAUAGAUGACUAUAGUAGAAAAGUGUGGAUAUAUGUAUUGAGGGAG